Messenger RNA from Striga asiatica, 1074 nucleotides. Lineage: Eukaryota; Viridiplantae; Streptophyta; Magnoliopsida; Lamiales; Orobanchaceae. The record is from the annotation of a GenBank genome assembly.
CUAAGAGAGCCAUGAGAUCCCUCUUAAACACCACCAAAUCCUCAAGAAAGAGAAGGCAUAUUAGCAUCAAAUCCUCGAGAAAGAGAAGGCGUAUUAGCGCCAAAUCCUCGAGAAAGACAAGGCGGAUUAGCGUUUUCCAACGCCUUCCCUACGGUACCAAUCCACCUGCCAACGGCGAUUCGAAGCCGAUCCAGUCCGCUAAUGCUAGACGCCGAGAUUCGACAAGCAAUCAGAUGUUCCUCGUCAGGUAUGUUCGCAACGGAAACCUCGAUCACGCUGUAAUAACAACCGAAAACAACAAAAACAAUUCUUUCAGGCUAGUGCCGGACGACGAUGAUGAUCUUCCUCACAACUUGUUGUCUUUAAUCAGAGUUGAAAACUACGUUCGCCUUUAUGAGUUUUCCAGGUACCCCGUUAUCGGAAGUUGCGACUCCUACAUCUGGGUGCUCGGACAAAAUCGUCAUCCAUACGACCUUGAGAUUGAAGAGAUGGAAUUCCCAAAUUUACCUAGGCUCAAGAAGUUAGCAAUUGAAGUUAAAGGAGUUGGUUGUUGGAGCAUCCGUUACUUUGUCCCAUUGAUGUAUGCUUAACCAAUGCUUUGUGAAGCUGUGUUCAAGCUUAAACCCAGUGUUCUAAAGCAAGAUCAAUACGACGACCAAACAUAGGAGAAUGACGACACGAUUGCCUCAAAGUGUUUGAAAUAAUUGGUUUUGAAGGCACGGAAGUCGACAUCGAAUUGUCCCUAUAUGUGCUUGAGAGUGCCGUUUCGCUAGAAAAGGUGGUUAUUAAUGGCCGCACUAAAACUGGAGAUCAAAUUGAUUAUGUGCUUUCCUUGGUCUCCAACUGUUGGUGGUGGUGUUGAAUUCUUAGCGCAUAAACUCAUUAGCCACUCUAAAAUUAUCUCAAAUUUGGGGUGGAAAAUGUACUUGAUGUAACCUAGCAAUUUAACCAAAUAACUUAUUUGUCUGGAUAUUAGUGGACUAGUGGACUGAUGUAAAAUUAGCGGGGUGAACUUCAUUUAGAGGUUUGAUUUAGUCGAAAAAACUCAAUAUAGGAGAGUUUUGAGAAAAUACG